Drosophila takahashii is the source of this 1666-nucleotide messenger RNA. It is a transcript of the gene GluRS-m, whose product is annotated as putative glutamate--tRNA ligase, mitochondrial. The record is from RefSeq and is a predicted model, not a curated record. Gene Ontology annotation, biological process: glutamyl-tRNA aminoacylation. Gene Ontology annotation, cellular component: mitochondrion. Lineage: Eukaryota; Metazoa; Arthropoda; Insecta; Diptera; Drosophilidae. Gene Ontology annotation, molecular function: tRNA binding; glutamate-tRNA ligase activity; ATP binding.
AUGUUGAGAAUAAACCGACGAUUCCCGUUGCUGCAGUGCCUGCGCCACGCCCACAACCAGGUGCGCGUCCGCUUCGCCCCCAGUCCCACGGGUCACCUGCAUUUGGGCGGACUUCGCACAGCUUUGUACAAUUUCCUGUACGCCAGGCAUUUGGGCGGAAAAUUCCUGCUCCGAAUCGAGGACACGGAUCAGACGCGACUGGUGCCGGGUGCCAGCGAACGCCUGGUGGAGGAUCUCCUCUGGGCGGGCAUAGAAAUCGACGAGGGACCCGGUUUCGGGGGUCAACUGGGGCCCUAUGUGCAAAGUGAAAGGAAGCUGAUUUACAGUAAAGCUAUAGAUGAACUUCUCCAGAAUGGCACCGCCUACCGGUGUUUUUGCACCGAACGCCGGCUGGAUUUGUUGCGUAAGGAGGCGCUGAGAACGCGGCAAGUUCCGCGCUACGAUAACAAGUGCCGGCAUCUUACUGAAAAGGAAGUCGACUCGCUCCUGGUCAAGGGAACGCCCCACUGCAUCCGAUUCAAGCUGACGGAUCACGAGGAACCACUGGAGGAUCUCAUUUACGGCCGGGUGCAUCACAAUGUCAGCGAUACCGAAGGCGAUCCGGUGGUCAUGAAAAGCGAUCAGUUUCCCACAUAUCACUUUGCCAACGUGGUGGACGACCACCUGAUGGGCAUCACCCAUGUCCUGAGGGGCGUCGAGUGGCAGAUAUCCACCACCAAGCAUUUGCUGCUCUACAAAGCUUUUGGCUGGCAACCUCCUAAAUUUGGUCACCUGCCGCUUCUCGUCAACGCAGAUGGCACCAAGCUUAGCAAACGCCAAGGAGACAUUGGUAUCCAGAAUUUCCGGGAGCGGGGAUUCUUCCCUCAAGCUCUGGUUAACUAUGUGGUUUCCGCGGGCGGAGGAUUCGAUCAUAAAGCCAAUGCCAAGCUGCAGUUGCUCAGCAUGGAGGAACUCUACGAGAAGUUUCAGAUAGAGCGGGUGAAUUCGCAUCCCAGUCGCCUGAAUCCCGAGCUGCUGGAAGAUUUCAAUCGCCUGGAGUUGGCUCAGCGUUUGUUGGGUAAAGAAAGCCGCUUGAAAUUGGUCAAGCAAGUCCAGGAGCUGGUGAAGAAGACCUAUCCACAGCACUCCAACUUGGAUCUGGCUGAGGACCACAUAGCGGAUGUGCUGAAUUGGUCUUCACAACGCUUAACUCUGCUCCAAGAUUUGACCAGCAGCAAGUUGAGUUUCCUGUGGGUAAAGCCUUCGGAUUUCCAACUGAAGGACCUCACAGCCCAUCAAUUAAAUAACAUGCUGAAGUUACUCAGAUCCCUAGAAGACUUUCACAAAGAUAAACUCAACACUGAGCUAAAGAACUUUGCUCAAAGAGAGAACAUAAAAUUCCCACAAAUGAUGAAAACACUAAGAGCAGCUUUAAGUGGUCUAAAAGAAGGUCCUGGCGUGGCGGAAAUGAUGGAGAUCCUGGGCCAAACGGUCACCCUCGAACGACUCCAAGAAGCUCUACCAAAGGAAAAACUCCCCUUAAAACAAAACCAAUAAUUCGGUUAGGUUUUGUUGUAUUUGUAUAUAUAUUACGAAUAGAUUAGUUUUUAUAUUGAUAACUGUUGCAAUUUGAGAAUAAGAUCAAUGAGUAGACACCACAAUAAGAGUCGAAAUUAAGUAUGAUUAA